Aspergillus steynii IBT 23096 is the source of this 2385-nucleotide messenger RNA. Its product is annotated as MFS transporter. The transcript is spliced from 2 exons. Gene Ontology annotation, biological process: transmembrane transport. Bases 308 to 2137 code for a protein of 609 amino acids. Gene Ontology annotation, molecular function: transmembrane transporter activity. NCBI's taxonomy places the organism in Eukaryota, Fungi, Ascomycota, Eurotiomycetes, Eurotiales, Aspergillaceae. The record is from RefSeq and is a predicted model, not a curated record.
CGUUGCUCAUGGUUAGACUUUUAUAAUAGAUCUAGAGGCCCAUCAGCCUCGUCCUGCAAUUGAUCCACUUUCCGACCUUUUAAUAAUGACUGGUGUUGGGCAUACGGAGUGGUCUCUUGUUUCCGUGACUGCUUAUCAUGCUUGCUUUUCCCUCUUCUAAUUUAGCCUAACGUACCCUUUCUUUUCAAUACCAUUUUUUUCCCAUUCAAAAUUUACCUGUUGUGGUCCCAUCUCCCCCUAUAACAGCUUUGCUCACAGACUGCGAGGUAAUAAGCAAUUCGAAAACUUGCGCAGCAAGUCGGGCGCAAUGGAACAACCGCAGACAACAAGAAUUCCCUACUGGAAGCUGCUUCUGGACCAGGGAAUCGUCACUGAUGAGAUUGCCAACUACCCUUACCCCGGCAGUGGCACUGAAGAUGACCCGUAUCUCGUCUCAUGGCUUCCUAAUGACCCGCGGAACCCAAUGACCUUUCCGGAGUACAAAAAAUGGAUGUAUACGCUUGCCGUGUCCAUAUCAACCUUGGCGGUUGCUCUGGUCUCGUCUGCUUAUUCUGGUGGCAUAGCUGAGAUCAUGGCGGACUUCCAUAUCGGAACUGAGGUUGCGACUCUGGGUAUAUCGCUUUUCGUCUUAGGGUUUGCCAUCGGACCUCUGCUAUGGGCCCCCCUCAGUGAACUCUUUGGUCGCCAAUAUCUCUUCACCAUAAGCUAUUGCGGUUUGACCAUCUUUAAUGCGGCUGCCACAGGCGCGAAAAACCCCGAGUCUUUGAUCAUUUUUCGAUUUUUCGCCGGUUGCUUCGGAUCUUCGCCACUGACCAAUGCUGGUGGUAUUAUUGCGGACAUGUUUUCCGCACGUCACCGCGGACUGGCAAUGAGUCUUUUCGCAUCUGCUCCUUUCAUGGGUCCUGUUAUUGGGCCUAUCGUCGGAGGGUUCCUUGGUGAAAGUGCAGGCUGGAAAUGGGUCAUGGGUCUUCUAGCAGCCUUUUCUGGAACUGUCUGGAUCGCCUGCAGUCUCUUCGUCCCGGAAACCUAUGGGCCAGUGCUUCUACGAAGAAGAGCCGCUCGGCUGUCAUCUCUAAAGGGGAAAGUUUAUCUUUCUCAGCUUGAUGCAAAGCAGGGGGGAAUCCCAACGAUUACAGAAGCAUUUAAAACCGCCCUCUCCCGUCCCUGGGUUCUUCUCUUCAAGGAACCUAUUGUCUUGCUCCUAUCCAUCUACAUGGCAAUUAUCUACGGCACACUUUACAUGCUCUUCGCGGCAUUCCCAAUCGUCUAUCAGCAAUACCGUGGCUGGAGCCAAGGUAUCUCCGGCCUUGCCUUCCUAGGUAUUCUUAUUGGCAUGCUCUGCGCACUCGCCUUCACCAUAUACGAUAACAAGCGAUAUAUCGACGCCCAGGCCAAACACAACGGUUUCGCUCCUCCCGAGGCCCGUCUCCCCCCCUGCAUGAUCGCUUCCAUCGCCGUCCCAAUCGGCCUCUUCUGGUUCGCUUGGACCAACUACCCCAGUAUCCACUGGAUGGCCAGUAUCGCAGCCGGCGCACCCUUCGGGUUCGGAAUGGUCCUCCUCUUCCUGAGCGUCAUGAACUACCUCAUCGACUCCUACACCAUCUUCGCCGCCUCCGUCCUCGCCGCCAACUCCGUCCUGCGUUCCAUCUUCGGCGCCGUCUUCCCCCUCUUCACCAAAUACAUGUACGCCGACCUCGGCAUCCACUGGGCCUCCAGCAUCCCAGCCUUCCUCGCCUUAGCCUGCGUUCCCUUCCCCUUCCUCUUCUACAAAUAUGGCGCCGCUAUCCGCCAGCGCUGCAAAUUCGCCGCUCAAUCGGACGCCUUCAUGCGCCAGAUGAUGGAGGGCGCCGCUGCCGCGAAAAAGCCAGACGCAGCCGAGCCCCCUGCUCGCGCUGAACCCGAACCCGGACUCCCGGCUUUAGACGAGAAGCCUGAACACAAGCCCUCGUCCUCGGACUUGCAUUCAAACACAACUCCCUCUGACUCCGACGUCAAUGAACUUCCGUCGGAGUCGGUCCGUCGCAGUCGCACCUUCUCGUUGCAUUCUCGCCGCGCGAGCACCGUCGAGUCGAAGCCCGCGUACGAGGAAAACCCGUAUGAUAUCGAUCGCGUGCAUACGCGGGAAUCAUUUAAGUAGGUCGAUGCCGAAGUCAACGGGAGUAUAAUCUAGGUUUGUGUAGAAAAAGCUUUUGAGUUCUUGUGUUCAUAGACAAUAGAUGGCAUUUGGCAUUUGUUUGAUAUUCAUGCUGAUUGUUGUCUUGGGGAAUUUAAGCCCCCCUUUUUGAUUUUUUCUUUUGAAUUUUAUUUUCUUCUCUUUCUCUUUUCUUGCCUUUUAAUUCGACUUUCUAUACCUCUUUUUGUUCCUAAUACCUCUCCUGUCUCCAG